This is a messenger RNA of Leptonychotes weddellii (Weddell seal), 3468 nucleotides long. The record is from RefSeq and is a predicted model, not a curated record. Lineage: Eukaryota; Metazoa; Chordata; Mammalia; Carnivora; Phocidae.
AUUCUUACCUCUGAAGACAAUGUUAGGACCAAGAUACGAUAGUCAAGUUGCUGAAGAAAAUCGGUUCCAUCCAAGUAUGCUCUCAAAUUAUCUAAAGAGUCUGAAGGUUAAAAUGGGCUUGUUGGUGGAUUUGACAAAUACUUCAAGGUUCUAUGACAGAAAUGACAUAGAAAAAGAAGGAAUCAAAUAUAUAAAACUUCAGUGUAAAGGACAUGGUGAGUGCCCUACAACUGAGAAUACUGAGACAUUCAUUCGUCUGUGUGAGCGGUUUAAUGAAAGAAACCCACCUGAACUUAUAGGUGUUCAUUGUACCCAUGGUUUCAAUCGCACUGGUUUCCUCAUAUGUGCCUUUUUGGUGGAGAAAAUGGAUUGGAGUAUUGAAGCAGCAGUUGCUACUUUUGCUCAAGCCAGACCACCAGGAAUUUAUAAGGGUGAUUAUUUGAAAGAACUUUUUCGUCGCUAUGGUGAUAUAGAGGAAGCACCACCCCCACCUUUAUUGCCAGAUUGGUGUUUUGAGGAUGAUGAAGAUGAAGAUGAGGAUGAGGAUGGAAGAAAGGAAUCAGAACCUGGCUCAAGUGCCUCCUUCGGCAAGAGGAGAAAAGAACGGUUAAAACUGGGUGCUAUUUUCCUGGAAGGUGUAACUGUUAAAGGUGUGACUCAAGUAACAACUCAACCAAAGUUAGGAGAGGUACAGCAGAAGUGUCAUCAGUUCUGUGGCUGGGAAGGGUCUGGAUUCCCUGGAGCACAGCCUGUUUCCAUGGACAAGCAAAAUAUUAAACUUUUGGAGCAGAAGCCAUAUAAAGUAAGCUGGAAAGCAGAUGGUACUCGGUAUAUGAUGUUGAUUGAUGGCACAAAUGAAGUUUUUAUGAUUGAUAGAGAUAAUUCAGUGUUUCAUGUUUCAAAUCUGGAAUUUCCAUUUCGUAAAGAUCUCCGUAUACAUUUAUCAAAUACUCUCUUGGAUGGGGAAAUGAUUAUUGACAGAGUAAAUGGACAGGCCGUUCCUAGAUAUUUGAUAUAUGACAUAAUUAAAUUCAAUGCACAGCCAGUUGGAGAUUGUGAUUUUAAUAUUCGUCUGCAGUGUAUAGAAAGAGAAAUAAUAAGUCCUCGACAUGAAAAAAUGAAGACUGGGCUCAUUGACAAAACACAGGAACCAUUUAGUGUCAGAAAUAAGCCAUUUUUUGACAUCUAUACUUCAAGAAAGUUACUUGAAGGAAAUUUUGCCAAAGAAGUCAGCCAUGAAAUGGAUGGACUUAUUUUUCAGCCUACUGGAAAAUAUAAACCUGGUCGAUGUGAUGAUAUUUUGAAAUGGAAGCCUCCCAGUCUGAAUUCUGUGGAUUUCCGCCUAAAGAUAACAAGAAUGGGAGGAGAAGGGUUACUUCCUCAGAAUGUUGGUCUGCUCUAUGUUGGAGGUUAUGAAAGACCCUUUGCACAAAUCAAGGUGACAAAAGAACUAAAACAGUAUGACAACAAAAUUAUAGAAUGCAAAUUUGAGAAUAACAGCUGGGUCUUCAUGCGACAGAGAACAGACAAAAGUUUUCCUAAUGCGUACAACACUGCCAUGGCUGUGUGCAACAGCAUCUCCAACCCGGUCACCAAGGAGAUGCUGUUUGAGUUCAUCGACAGAUGUGCGGCCGCUUCUCAAGGACAGAAGCGAAAGCAUCAUCUGGACCCUGACACAGAGCUCAUGCCUCCACCACCUCCCAAAAGACCUCGCCCUUUGACCUAAGACCUGCCUCUGACUUAAGGACUGAGAGGAAAAAUGAGUGAGAAAAAAUGCUGUUGCCCCAUUUUUGCAGCCAGAGAAAUUGGAAAAACAGUGUGGCUUGAUGUUGAUACACAUUUGAAUUUUUUUUUUUUAAAGUAUUGUAGCCAGCCUGUAAAUAUUUGAUGCAUUUGUUUCUUUAGUGCUACAAUACAUCGUGGACUUUAAACAUUUUAUUUAUAUCUGAUAAACUCAGCCUUACCUUGUGAAUUUGAAGAUUGAAAUAUCCAAAGGUUUAAUCGAGAUUGAAAUCAAUGAAAAAGAGGCCUUGUUUGUAUAUGGAUAACUUUCACCUUUAAUUUAUAAAGUUAGUAAUCUGGAACUGUGAGCGCAUAAAACACUGUAUUUUUUAGAAGCUGUAUUUCAACUAUGGUAAAUUUUCCUUUUAAAAAAAAUCUAGGCAAUGGCAUUAAACAUUCUUGCUAUCACUUAUCAUGGAUUUCCUACAUUUCUGAGAUUCUUGUAUUCAAAAACAAAUGACAAGGUUGUUAAGUAUUGUAUUAUAUUAAACAACUUGGUCUGGCUUAUGUCAUUUUAAGAAGUUUUGUUUUUUUGUUUUUGUUUUUGAGAUGUAAAAGUAAAAAAGUAAAGCCCCGUUUUUGUGAGUUGCAUCCUUUCUAAAGGAAGUAUAUUGAGUGUUUUCAUGUUUCUCUUCUUUGAACGAAAAUACCAGAUAUCCAAUGUGUCCAUUCUGGCAGUAGUUUUGAGUUACUUCGUAGAACUUAGAUAUACACCACCAGGUCCCUUUUAUGUGUUGUUCUCCUGGGAGACUUUUUUUUUCCCCUUUAAAAACGCCAGGGCUACUUCUGCUUUACCUCAGUGGUAUUGGCACGUUGUAAAUUACAUUAAAACACACAACUCACUGUGAUUAUGGGAGUGAUAUCAAAUACAAACUAUGUCGUGUUAGUUCCCUUGAACAAAACGGCAAAGGAAAUGCCAGCCGACUCCUUUGAUUAGAAGGUAGUGCCAAUGGAAUAGAAUGCUGUCACUAGAAAAUGCUCUCCCACUGCUAGAUAAAUGCAGAGGCAAAGAGUAGACAUCUGUAGGAACUAAACAUCAAGGAAACCAAGACAUUUAUUUUCAAAGCCAGGAUUCUAUCUGUGUUCUGUGCUGGGGAUGCUAUUUCUGUUAUACAUCUGAAUUUUAAAACACUCACUGAUAGAUAAUGGAUUUAAAGAGCAGCUAAUUGGUCGUCUGCCAUUGUUGAGAAGCUGUGUUCUGAUUGGUUUGUGAAGGAACUCUGAGAAUUAGCCUAUUAGAGGCUAAUGUAUUUAUUUUUAGAGGUAGAGGUUUUAAGUACGUGUAUUUAAAACAAAAUUUCAUGAUCUGAAUUUUAUAUAUGUAUAUGCAUAUAUAUGUCAGUAUAUGCAUCAGUGUAUAUUCUACUAAUACAGUCAGACAUGAAAAAUGCAAAUGAGUUACCCAGCAGACUGAAUAUCUGACAGGAUUUCUAUAUGCUAUAGCACAGAUUAACCAAAAAUGUAUUUAUAUUCACCUGAGUUUUAAUGUUUUUAAACAAAGUUUUCUCCUGCAGUGCUUUUCUAUAUGAAAUACUGGAGUCAUGCUUGGGCUUUUUCCUUUGUUCUUUCCAAGUUAUGUAACGUGUCGUGAACGUAUCCAGAAUGUCAGUUACUAGUAUUUCAUUCCUGUAGUGCUUUUGUGUGUUUGGGCACUAAAGGGAAUAAAACACCUGACUGCCACAGUGA